GUUUCCGUCCAUCUAGCCGUCGUCUGGUGCUUAAAAGGCGUUUAUCUCCCCCCGUCUUUUUUCUCCGCCUUCUCUCUCGUAUGGCCAUGCACCCGUGUCUUUGCGUCCCCGAAUUGAUAACGACAAUAUGCUCGGCUCUCAACACCUCUAGGGACUCACGCACCCUAGUGGCACUUGCGACUACCUGCAAACUGUUCGCGGAGCCGGCACUUGAUAAACUUUACAGCCAGCCACGCUCCUUCGCGCACCUAUUUUGGUGUUUGCCCCAGGACCUAUGGACUGUUGAGGUCACAGAUUCGCAUCCAGACCUUGGGGUCCUUGAAUCAGUCCUGCACUUCAAGCGCGCGAUGCUGCCCAGCGAUUGGCUCAUUAUAAAGAAUUACGCCCGUCGAGUUCAGAACUUAAAGAUUAGUCUUGCGGAUAAUGUGCUUGUUGGCCAUGACGUCCUUGGUGCUAUAGCUAGUUACUGCGACUGCGACUCAGUUUUCCUUCCCCGGCUACGCUCUCUUCACAUAUAUGAUCCUCCACAAGCCAUGAAGCCAGCUCUGUCUCUGCUCUUCAAACUAUGUAUCGGGCCACUGUUAGGGGAGUUGAAGCUGGAACGCCUGAAUGCGAAUCUCUUUCACGUCAUCAUUCUCGCCAGCAACGCCUCUCCCGCGCUGCACACACUAUCAAUCGUCUCUCCUAAAAACCUUUCCAACGAACUACCUGCCCUUCUCUCAGGAGCGGCCGCAAAGCUGAGGCAUCUGAAGGAACUCGCAAUCCCGUUUCCUAACAUCGCUUCGGCACCAAAUGCAUCAUUGUUCUCGGCCAUAGGAAAAUUUGUCUCUCUUGAAUCGCUCUCUGUAGUCAUACAAAACCCGCAGGCUCAUUCGAGACAACGGAGGCCAGGCAUAGUGUCACUACCGACCGUAAUCCUGCCCAAGUUGAGACACAUCGAUUUGACAGGUCAUCCAACUGACAUAGCAGCCGUCUUUAGCUGUUUCCAAAACCGAGACAGCCUCGUAUCUAUUCGGCUGGGCUGUUCUGGUGAUUUGGAAGCUACGGACAUGUCCCAGGCAUUGACAGAGUUGACUUCAGCGCUUCCCGAUCGUUUUCGGACCAUGGAGUUCUCUUUUGCCAAGCGCGAGAAGCUGUUAUCGCUACAGCCACUUCUCAAGUUCCGCAAUCUGCGAAACCUCACGGUGUCGUCCAACUCACACUUUCCGGAUCAAGAACUGGCUGCGCUCGAGUUCCCCCAUCUUCUGCGCCUUUACUUGCACGGGAGAGGUCCUCUUAGGCGGAACCCUGCCUUCAUGCCCACCCUCCGCGGAGUAGGCCUCUUGCUGCGAAAUUGCCCCUCCCUUAAGCACCUCACACUGGCUGUCAAUGCUCUUGUCGCUGCGAAUCAACUAUGCGAUGCUUCACCAGUAGACGUCUGCUGCACCACACUCACCUCCUGGAACCUCGACACUUCUCUGAUUGACGAUGCUGAGUUCGUUGCGCGGCAUAUCACGAGUAUGAUGCCCUGCGUCCGAACGCUGACAUGCAUCGAAAUGGGAUUAGAUAAGCCUUGGAAAAAGGUGGAGACCUUGCUCGCAUUUUGGAGGAGCGUCUCACAGCGCCAUCAGAAGGCUCUACAGGACGCUUGA
This is a messenger RNA of Coniophora puteana RWD-64-598 SS2, 1631 nucleotides long. RefSeq lists its product as uncharacterized. Lineage: Eukaryota; Fungi; Basidiomycota; Agaricomycetes; Boletales; Coniophoraceae. The transcript has 2 exons. The record is from RefSeq and is a predicted model, not a curated record. Bases 81 to 1631 code for a protein of 516 amino acids.